Rotaria sordida is the source of this 1047-nucleotide messenger RNA. The record is from the annotation of a GenBank genome assembly. Lineage: Eukaryota; Metazoa; Rotifera; Eurotatoria; Philodinida; Philodinidae.
AUGAUUGCGACUAUGACCUUGGACGAAGAAUGGAUUGAUUGCGAUGGUGAUAAAUCGAACGGUUGCAACAUCGAUCAAUGGAGCGAUUGCAACGGCGAUGAAACCGACGAUUAUUCUAAUAAGGAUGAAUAUCAAGCAAAUGUUCACAUGCUGUAUCAAUCUGAGUCUAACAAGUAUUGCUCAAUCAAUACUAAUGAAUCUUAUCUAUGGAAUCAUGAUAAUUAUCAGCAUAAUGAGCUAAAACAUAUUCAAAGCGCACCAUGUGCAACCAAGGUGAUUGUGACUGAAAAAACUUCCACUGACGAAGAAAGUAAAAUUUCUUCAUCCACGCGCGAAUGUGAUGUUUGUUUCGUCGGAAAACCUAAACAAGAAUUUUAUCCUAUAUACAGUGAAACAUGUGAACAUAGUCGUCGUUAUAUUUGUAAUUCAUGUACAUACGACAGUGUCAAAGUUAUUCUCAAUAGUGCUAUGAGUAGCCAGAUGCCAUGUCCUGAAAUAGACUGUUCGACAAAGUGGGAUUCACAUGAGAUUCGUCGAGUACUCUUGGUUGCUAAUGAUAAUUUAUUGUUAAAAAAAUAUGAUGCUUAUCAAAUCAGACAAUACCUCGAAAAUGAUGAUAAGUUUUUUUGGUGUGCUCAUGAAUGUGGUUCUGGUCAAUAUCAUUAUAGAAGAUCAACUCGAAAUCCGAAAAUAACUUGUAUCUUAUGUAAAAAAGAUACAUGUGCCUUUCAUCGUAUUAAGUGGCAUGAAGGCAUGACAUGUAAUCAAUAUGAUCGAUUCUACCCAUCUAGAGAUGCAGGUACACGCAAAUGGAUUAAAAGAUAUUCAAAAAAAUGUCCCGGAUGUCAAUCCAACAUUGAAAAGAACGGUGGUUGUGAUCAUAUAACUUGUCCAAAAUGUCGAUAUCAAUUCUGUUGGGAUUGUUUGGUCGACUAUGCUCCAUUUACAAAUCGUUCGCAUGUUCGACAUAAAAUCAGUUGUAAACAUCAUAUAAUCGGAAAACUUGUGUCACCUGUUCGUUUUUUGAGUUUACGAAGGUCUCAAUAA